UUUGCUAAACAGCGUAGAAGUAUUGAGCUGCGCCACAAGCUGUGCCAAGCAAUUGCAAAAUAUUUUUUUAAUUAAAUUAAAUUUACAAAAAAGUUAGUGCCUAUAUAAAUCAUACAAAAUGGCGGAACACACAUGGGUUUCCACAAGCAUUUACAGCGAUUUGCCACCCUUCGCCAUUCAUGCCGGCCACGACUCGGACGGUGAUCCAAUCUAUGUUGGCCGUGCCUACCACAAUGGUGAUAUAUUACCUGCAAAAAUCGUUCCCAACAAGAAACAAGCCUACGUCGCGUGGGGUGGUGAGGAGAUCAACAAGCAAGACAUCGAAGUGUUGACCGGUCAUCAUUACAGCUGGAUACCAGCCAGCGGUGGUGAAGUGCCACCACAUGCUUUGCGUGUUGGCCAAACCGGCGAUGGUGAGCCGCUUUUCAUUGGACGCGGCCAUUGGCAAGGCAGUUUGACACCCGGCAAAAUCCACCCAUCGCAUGGCUGCCUCUACAUUCCGUAUGGUGGACAUGAACAGCGGCUCGAUAGCUAUGAGGUGCUCGUACAACCUGAAACCUGGGUCAACUCAUCGGGUAGCAAUCUAGUGCCUGGCACUAUUCACGCCGGUCAUGAUGCUGAUGGUGAUGCCAUUUACGUGGGACGCGCCUACCAUGAAGGUGAUCUGCUGCCCGCCAAGGUUAUUCCGAAUAAGAAUUGCGCUUAUGUACCAUUCGGUGGUCGUGAGGUAGUAAAGCAUGAUUUUGAGCUUUUAGCCGGUUACGGUUACGGUUGGGUACCCGAUGCAAAUGGCGGUGUGCCACCAGGCGCUGUUGUCUGUGGCCGCACCAGCGACGGUGAGCCUUUGUAUAUUGGCCGUGGUCACUAUGGUGGCAGUCUGACACCCGGUAAGAUUCAUCAAUCGCAUGGCUGUUUGUACAUUCCGUUUGGUGGACAGGAAGUAAGAGUGCAAAACUACGAAGUUUUGGUGCGCGUUUAAAGGACAAAGUACCGCAUAAUGGCUUAUGACAACGAGAUGAGCUUUCAACUCAGCCACUCCGGAGCAACGUAGAAUAAUGGAAUACAUUCAUAAAACAUUUGUAAACACAUAUGUAUGUUUACGUGCACAUGUAAAUUGCCCUUUUUCAACUUUUUAAUACAUUCUUGUUUUAUACAAAUGUUUUUUUUCUUACAACUACAUACAUACCUUCAUUGAUGUAAAUGUAUAAACAUUUUACCUUGGUCUUCCAGAUUUUUGUUCUGUAUCGUGAACAUACAUACAUUUUAUAACUCAAAUACAUAGAUGUUUGGUAAAAUUCGAGCCAUGUAUUGUGUCACAUAAAUUAAUAAAAAAAUUUUACAUCAAA
Rhagoletis pomonella (apple maggot) is the source of this 1346-nucleotide messenger RNA. RefSeq lists its product as uncharacterized. NCBI's taxonomy places the organism in Eukaryota, Metazoa, Arthropoda, Insecta, Diptera, Tephritidae. The record is from RefSeq and is a predicted model, not a curated record. The transcript has 2 exons. The coding region runs from base 119 to 979 and encodes 286 amino acids.